Bombina bombina (fire-bellied toad) is the source of this 2841-nucleotide messenger RNA. RefSeq names its product coiled-coil alpha-helical rod protein 1-like. The coding region runs from base 155 to 1273 and encodes 372 amino acids. The record is from RefSeq and is a predicted model, not a curated record. The transcript is spliced from 8 exons. NCBI's taxonomy places the organism in Eukaryota, Metazoa, Chordata, Amphibia, Anura, Bombinatoridae. Gene Ontology annotation, biological process: protein export from nucleus; cell differentiation. Gene Ontology annotation, cellular component: centriole.
CUUAGGGAAGAUUGUGGUUGAUAAGGGAGGGAAAAUGGCGGCUUUCUAUAAUAGAAGUUUAUUAAGGAGGAGGAGAAUAGAUUCCCGGGCUGGUAACCCGCGGAUUUUGUAAUCAGAGAGUAAGAGAAAAAGGAAGAGAGCAGAGUUGUAUACAAUGGACAAGAAGCAACUGAAUCCACCAUCUUUAUUUUUGUCUUCAAAACCCACAGGUCACACUGGGCUUAUACCGCCUUCUCAUUUCGAGACUAGACGUCGCAUGCCUUUGCCUCCCUCGCCUGUACCUGUUCCACCCACUCCUACAUUUACUGAGCCUUGGGCAGACCUAGCGAGGGAGCUGGAUCAACUGAGAAAGGAAAAUGAAGAACUAAAGAAGAAACAGACUAGAGGCGAAGGUAUCAGAGCCAGGUCUCUGGAGCGACAGCCCUCAGCGGUUCCGCACUCUGAAUCUCAGGCGCUAGAAAUCAUUGCUCACCAGAUGCGGGAAAUCCGAAGUUUGGAGUUAGCAGUGGCCGAUGUACAGGAAAAGGAGGAGGUGGUACAGAGGCUGACAGGGGAACUCCAAGAGCUGAGACGCACACAGAGAGAAUGUCAGUUAACAGAAGAGAAGAAGAGACGGGCAGAGGAAUCUGCUGUUAGACAGCAACAAGAGGAGCUGAUGAUGAGGUCAGAAAGCUACAAAAUGGAGUCAGAGACGCUAAGGAAAAGAGCGCAGUUACUGGAAGUUGAGCUAAGGGAGGAGAGAGAGCAACGCACACAGGAAGUGGCUCGUCUGAGGGAGGAUCUUCAGGCAGCCAAUCAAGAGGGAGAAACCCUAAAGGAGCAGCUAAGUAAAUCUCUUCUAGAGCUCGACUCCCAGCAUUCCCUUGUGCAGCAACUAAGGACGUACAUUGGCGAGUUGGUCCCAGAUAAUCGGCGACUGGAGGAGCAAAAAAAGGAAAAACUGGAGCUUCAGAAUACGAUACAGGCACUAGAGAGGGAGCGUGAAACUCUUCAGACGUCCAUCUCUCUCCUCAACACCCGCCUGUCCUCCCUCACAAAUAUCCUGUCCUUACAGGAGGGAGAGCUGUGUAAAAAGCACUCAGUCUUUUUGGUUAUGAGUUUUUCAGCAUGGCACAUCUUGACUUGGCAAGGUUCGCCCACUCUUCUUUGCAAAAACCCUCUAUAUCUGUCAGAUUGUGAGGGCAUCUCCUGUGCACAGCUCUCUUCAGAUCACCCCACAGAUUUUCGAUCAGAUUCAGGUCUGGGCUCUGACUGGGCCAUCACAAAACUUUAAUCUUCUUCUGGUGAAGCCAUUCCUUUGUUGAUUUGGAUGUAUGCUUUGGGUCAUUGUCAUGAUGAAAGAUGAAGUUCCUCUUCAUGUUCAGCUUUCUAGCAGAAGCCUGAAGGUUUUGUGCCAAUAUUGACUGGUAUUUGGAACUGUUCAUAAUUCCCUCUACCUUGACUAAGGCCCCAGUUCCAGCUGAAGAAAAACAGCCCAAAAGCAUGAUGCUGCCACCACCAUGCUUCACUGUGGGUAUGGUGUUCUUUUGGUGAUAUGCAGUGUUGUUUUUGCGCCAAACAUAUCUUUUGGAAUUAUGGACAAAAAGUUCAACUUUGGUCUCAUCAGACCAGAACACCUUUUGCAACAUGCUUUUGGGAAACUUCAGAUGUGUUUUUGCAAAAUUUAACCGGCUUGAAUGUUUGUUUUUUAAGAAAAGUCUUCCGUCUUGCCACUCUACCCCAUAGCCCAGACAUAUGAAGAAUACGGGCGAUUGUUGUCACAUGUACUACACAGCCAGUACUUGACAGAUAUUCCUGCAGCUCCUUUAAUGUUGUUGUAGGCCUCUUGGCAGCCUCCCAGACCAGUUUUCUUCUCGUCUUUUCAUCAAUUUUGAAGGGACGUCCAGUUCUUGGUAAUGUCACUGUUGCACCAUAUUUUCUUCACUUGAUGAUGACCGUCUUCACUGUGUUCCAUGGUAUAUCUAAUGCCUUGGAAAUUCUUUUGUACCCUUCUCCUGACUGAUACCUUUUAACAAUGAGAUCCCUCUGAUGCUUUAGAAGCUUUCUGCGGAUCAUGGCUUUUGCUGUAGGAUGCGACUAACAAAAUGUCGGGGAAGACCUACUAGAACAGCUGAACUUUAUUUGGGGUUAAUCAGAGGCACUUUAAAUGAUGGCAGGUGUAUAGUGACUCCUAUUUAACAUGAUUUUAAAUGUGAUUGCUUAAAGGGACAGUAAACACCAGCAUUUUUGUUGUUUAAAAAGGUAGGUAAUCCCUUUAUUACCCAUUCCCCAAUUUUGCAUAACCAACACAGUUAUAAUAAUAUACUUUUUACCUCUGUGAUUACCUUGUAUCUAAGCCUCUGCAGACUGCCCCCUUAUUUCAGUUCUUUUGACAGACUUGCAUUUUUAGCCAAUCAGUGCUUGCUCUUAGGAGCUUCACGUGCCAGAGCUCAAUGUUAUCUAUAUGAAACACAUGAACUAACGCCCUCUAGUGGUGAAAAACUGUCAAAAUGCUUUCCGAUUAGAGGCAGUCUUCAAGGUCUAAGAAAUUAGCACAUGGACCUCCUAGAUUUAGCUUUCAACUAAGAAUACCAAGAGAACAAAGCACAAUUGGUAAUAACAGUAAAUUGGAAAGUUGUUUAAAAUUACAUGCCCUAUUUAAAUCAUGAAAGAUUUUUUGUGACUUUACUGUCCCUUUAAUUCUGAACGCAGCUACAUCCCCAGUUUUAUAAAAGGGUGUUCACACUUAUGCAACCAUAUUAUUUUAUUUUUUUAUUUCCCUUUACCUAAAAGAUUUCAGUUUGUUUUUCAAUUGAGUUGUACAGUUUAUAGGUCACAUUAAAGGUGGAAAAAGUUCUGAAA